Aethalodelphis obliquidens (Pacific white-sided dolphin) is the source of this 6631-nucleotide messenger RNA. RefSeq names its product KAT8 regulatory NSL complex subunit 1 like (gene KANSL1L). The transcript is spliced from 15 exons. Gene Ontology annotation, cellular component: NSL complex. The record is from RefSeq and is a predicted model, not a curated record. Gene Ontology annotation, molecular function: histone acetyltransferase binding. The coding region runs from base 2226 to 5201 and encodes 991 amino acids. NCBI's taxonomy places the organism in Eukaryota, Metazoa, Chordata, Mammalia, Artiodactyla, Delphinidae.
AUUUCUAUUUCUGUUUUUUUCAUUUCCAGUAUCUAGAAAUAUAAAUGAUUUUUGUAUCUUGACCUUAUUAUGUCUGCUACCCUAGUAAACUCAUUAGAUCUAGGAGCUUUUUUUAUAGAUCCCUUGGGAUUUUCUAUGUAGAAAAUCAUGUCAUCAAUGAAUAGACACAGUUUUACUUUUUAUUUUCCAGAUUUCUAUGCAUUUUGUUUCUUUUUUCUUCUUCUGUUCCACUGGCUAGGACCUCUAAUGUGAUGAUAAAUAGGAGUGAUAAGAACAGACACCUUGCCUCAUUCCCAGUCUUAUAGUAAAAGCAUUCAGUCUUUCAUCAUUAACCAUGAAGCGGCCUCUAGGCUUCUGUGUAGAUACUCUUUUUCAGGUUAAGCUAUUUCCCUCCUUUUCCUAAUUUACUGAGUUCUUUUUUUUUUCUAAUUAUGAACAGAUACUGGAUUUUGUCAGAUGCUUUUUAUUUUUUUUCUUUAGUCUUUUGAUAUGGUGAAUUUCAAUAAUUAAUUUUUUUAAAAUGUUGAACGAGUCUUACAUUCAUGGAAGAAGGCAUACUUGGUUGUGACUUAUUAUUCUUUUUAUAUAUUGCUGUGUUUGUAACAGUUAUUUUAAAAAUAAUAACUGAAAUAGGUGUUGUUACUACUUAAAUUCUGGAAUACCUUUAAAAAUCAUAACUCUCUUCUCUGUUUAUUAAUUCAGCCAACAAAUAUCUGACAAUUAUUGUGUGCUAGACAUUGUUUUAAGUGCUGCAGAUUAGAAUAUUGAACAAAAUUGAGUUCUGCCCUUAGACUAUAUUACUUUCUAGAAUGUAAUAUAAAGUCAGGUUCUGACAUUAGCACCCCGAGGAACAAUAAAACAGUGUAGGGGAAUGGAGAAUCAUGAAGUGAGGGGCUAAAGCUAUUUUAAAUAAUUAAUCAAGGCAGGACUCUCUGAGGAAGUGACUGUAGAGCAGAAACAUGAAUGAAGUGAGGGAGCUAGCUAUCUUAUUUGUGGAAAUUGUUCCAGCAAAUAUGAAGUCCUGAAGCAAAGACUUGUUUGGUGUGUUUCAAGAAUAACACAGAGGCUAGUGUUUAUGGAGUGCAGUAACCCAUAGAGAUAGUUACAGGAGGCUAAGUAGUCAGGGACUUGAUAGUGUAGAACUUUGUAGGCCAUGGUAAGAAAAACUUUGGAUUUUAAGUAUAAUGGCAACCACUUAUUUUUCAACAAAUAUUAAUUCAGUAUCUGCUAUAUGUUAGAUACUUUUGCGUCUUGACAACAUACUAGUUAACAAAUAAUGAAAAAUCCAAGCAGUUGUAGAUCUUAGAAAUGUUAGUAAUAAGUGUAGUUGUUUACGUUAAUAUGGAGGUAGUCAGAAGUGGUAGAGUUUAGAAGGAUCAGUUAGUAAGCCUUGUUUAUACACAGUGAUUACAUAUUUAGGUAUUUUAAAAAAUUGGAGUAAAUGGACUUGAGUUUUAUGCUAAAACUAUAUGAACAUAAUUUAACCUUUUUUAAUAAUAGGAAAUAGUUAUUUUCCUGAGUUUCUUUUGGUUGCAAAGUAGAGAGACUUUCAGGCUAGGGUUUUUUAAUAAGGAUAGAGUCGGGAGUAGAAUACAGAAGAACUUCAUGGAAAUCCUAGAAUAGGAACUGUGAUAUGGCUGGGCCUUCCAGAGUCCAGGAUCCCCAGAUCUUUAUAUCCAAGUGUGUUAAUUAUCUAUUGCUAUGUAAUACAUUACUCCAAAAUUUAAAACAUUUAUUUCACAGCUUCUGGGGGUCAGGAAUUUAGGCAUGGCUUAGCUGGGUGCCUCUGGCUCAAGGUUUCUCACAAGGCUGCAGUCAAAGUGUUGGUUGGAGCUGCAGGCAUCUGAAGGCUUGACUGAGGAAGGAUCUGCUUCUCAGAUCAUUCACAUGGCUAGUUGGCCGGCUUUAGGUCAUUAAUGUCUGUUGGCUGAAGACAAUAGUUCUUUGCCGUGAGGGUCUUCCCAGCUCACAACAUGGCAGCUGGUGCUCCCGAAUGAGAGGGGUGACAAGAUGGAGGCCACAGUAUCUUUGUAACCUAAUGUUGAAAGUGGCAUCCCAUUAUCUCUGCUGUAUUCUGUUUGCUAGAAGCAAAUCACUAAAUCCAGUCCACACUGUAGAGGAGAGGAUUACACAAAGGCAUGAAUACCAGGAGAUGGGUAUUAUUAAGAUCACUUUAGAAGCUGCCUAUCAUACCAAGUUUGCAGUAAUUAUCUGCAGGAUUCGCCAUGACCCCAGCUCUGAGGGAGGCAGCAACAAAGGGUAUCUGCUUUUCAUCUUUACCAAGUACCAUGGAGUCGGACAAGAUGCUAUGCAUGGAAGGUCCAAGAACGGUAGAUGAAAAGCUAAAAGGAGACACUUUCUCUCAGCUGCUGGGAUUUCCAACUCCUGAACCUACUCUUAGCACUAAUUUUGUGAAUUUAAAACAUUUUGGCUCCUCUCAGUCUUCAAAACAUUACCAGACUGUUCUUUUAAUGAGUUCUAAUGCUACAUUAAAUAAAUACAGUGAGAAUUAUAAACAAAAGAAAUUAGGGGAACCCCACUGCAAUAAGCUGAAAAACAUACUGUGUAAUGGUAGCAACAUUCAGCUCAGUAAAAUCUGUCAUUCUCAUUCUGAAGAGUUCAUCAAAAAGGAACCUCUGUCAGAUACCAAAAGUCAGUGCAUGACAGAUGUACAAAUUAUUUUGGAUUCAAAUAUAACCAAAGACACUAAUGUAGAUAAAGGACAACUGAAAAACUGUAAGUGGUACCAAAAGAAUGCACUUUUGGAUAAAGAUAGUGACGCUGAGAUUAAAAAGGGUUUAUUGCACUGUGCUCAAAACAAAAUUGGGCCUGACCACUCAAACGUGCCUAUUAGUUCCUCAACUGCUGAAAAAGAGGAGGAAGUGAAUGCUCGUUUACUUCAUUGUGUAAGCAAACAGAAAAUUUUACUUAGCCAAGCUAGAAGAACUCAGAAACAUUUGCAGAUGCUCCUGGCAAAGCAUGUUGUUAAGCACUGUGGUCAGCAAAUGAAAUUUUCUAUGGAACAUCAACUCCCCAAAAUGAAGAUUUUUCAUGAACCUACCACAAUUUUGGAUAACAGUUUACCUAAAUGCACUGAAAUUAAACCAGACAUCAACUUAUUGACUGCAGAGAAUAAAUUGUGGAAUGAUACAAAAAAUGGCUUUGCACGGUGUACAGCUGCAGAAAUCCAAAGAUUUGCACUGUCUGCUACAGGGCUGUUGUCUCAUGUUGAAGAGGGUCUGGAUUCUGAUGCAACUGAUAGCAGCUCUGAUGACGAUUUGGAUGAAUAUACCAUUAGAAAAAAUGUGUCAGUUAACUGUAGUACUGAAUGGAAGUGGCUUGUAGACAGAGCAAGAGUUGGCAGCCGUUGGACGUGGCUUCAAGCCCAGAUUUCAGAGCUAGAAUACAAAAUCCAACAACUAACGGAUGUUCACAGGCAGAUUCGUGCCUCCAAGGGGAUAGUGAUCCUAGAAGAAUGUCGACUUCCAAAAGACAUUUUGAAAAAGCAAAUCCAAUUCGCAGACCAAGCUGUUUCAUUAAACACUACAGGGAAUCCCCAGAUUCCUCAGGAGAGUCAAGAUCCUUUACCAGAGCAAGAUUUUGAAAUGUCACCAAGUAGCCCAACACUACUUCUUCGCAAUAUAGAAAAACAGAGCGCACAGUUGACUGAGAUCAUCAGCAGUUUGAUUGCCCCUCUCAACUUGUCCCCAAUGUCAUCACCCCUCUCCUCUAAAUCCUGUAGCCGUAAAUGUCUGGCUAAUGGCAUUUCCAGGAGUGCUUCAGAGAAUUUAGAUGAGCUCUCUUCCUCCAGUAGCUGGUUACUUAACCAGAAGCACAGUAAGAAAAGGAGAAAAGACAGGACAAGAUUGAAAUCUCCAUCCUUGACUAUCAUGAGUACAGCAGCUCGAACAAGGCCACUUCAGAGUUUCCACAAACGAAAACUCUACAGAUUGAGCCCUACUUUUUAUUGGACUCCGCAGACUUUGCCUUCAAAAGAAACAAGGUUUUUAAAUACUACACAAAUGCCUUGCCUGCAAUCAUCUUCAAUUUGGAGCAGCUGUGAACACAAUUCAAAGUCUCAAAUAUUAACAGAACAUGUAUCAGAGUUAGAUUCUUCUUUCCAUUCCGUUCUAUCAUUGCCAUCAGAUGUGCCUCUUCAUUUUCACCUUGAAACAUUGUUAAAAAAGACUGAAAUAAAAGGAGAUCUUUCUGAAAAUAAAUUUGUAGGAGACUGUAUCAUAUCUCCAUCACCUGUACAUAAUACUUCUCUGAAUCAAUGGAGAAAUGGAUAUUCUCCUAUAUGCAAGCCUCAAAUGAGGUCAGAAUCUUCUGCACAGCUGUUACAGGGAAGAAAGAAAAGACACUUGAGUGAAACAGCAUUAGGAGAAAGAACUAGAUUUGAAGAAUUUGCUAUUCAACGCACAGAACCAGGAUCCCAGAGCAAUUUUACUGCAGUUACUAAUGUCAGUGUUAUAUCAAGAACCCAGAAUUCAUCAUCACAAAAUACAGCACGACGACGAUUGCGAAGUGAGAGCUCUUAUGAUAUAGAUAAUAUUGUGAUUCCCAUGUCAUUAGUGGCCCCAGCUAAAUUAGAGAAACUCCAAUAUAAGGAAAUAGUUACUCCAAGCUGGAGGAUGGUUGUUCUUCAGCCUCUGGAUGAAUAUAAUUUGGGUGAAGAAGAGAUAGAAGACCUCUCUGAUGCAGUCUUCUCCCUAAGACACAAAAAAUAUGAAGAGAAAGAGCAAGCCAGAUGGUCACUAUGGGAGCAAAGCAAGUGGCACAGAAGAAACAGCAGAGCUUACAGUAAAAAUGUUGAAGGACAGGACUUGCUUUUGAAAGAAUACCCUAACGACUUCAGUGGUGGGCAGCACAGCGCUGCUGAGAGUCCCGCCGGGCCUCCAGAGAGCCAGGACCCCAGUGCACACGCCUCACCUUCAGUAAGUCAGAGUCAAGAGAUCAAGCCUUUGGGGUGGGAACGACGGGCUUUUCCGCUGAAAGAUGAAGACAUAGCAGCCUUAUUAUGCCAAGAUGAAAAAAAUGAUCAGAUUGAAAGAUCAAGUCCAGCUUUCCAUGGUGAAGUCUUCUGUACCAGUGCACCAGAGAAUGGCCACAAUCCACAAAGGCAGGCGGACGAAAUGGAGGAACACACACAAAACCCUUGGUCUAGGACUUACUCAACUCACGUUAAGAAAAAUCAGUGACAGGGAACAGGUUAAGAAAAUGAUGUAACUGAAUGGGAAAACAGGAGAAAAAAUAAGCCCUGUUCCCCCACCCCCUGCACAGUCACAAUUCCAGAGUAACAGCAUGUAGUGCAGGUGCAUGUAUUAAUCUUUUGUGCUGUUUAUGAAACAGGCAAGUUACGUCUCAUUUUCCCUCCUGAACCACAGGAGUAACUAGCUUUUCACCUACAGACAAGUGCUAGUCAUUUGUGUUUGAUGCAGAUCACAAGCACCAGAAAAUUAACUGCUGCAAUUUGAUGUCAAAGCACAUUACUGGGUAAAUAAUAAUAAUUUUUAAACAACUUAUACCCACACCCACAUAUACCUAUUCAUCAAAUGACAGCUCUUCUUUUUCUAUACACGUGGUUAUUCUUUAAAUUGCCUCAGAAAUAUAUUAAGAAUAUAAAACACGUGUAUAGAGUAUACAUGCAUACAUAAUACACACAUGUAAGUAGUUUUAAAAAACACUGCAAGUGACCACUCCACUUGAAAAUGCACGUAUGAACUACCCCAUGAAAUAUCAGCUGAACCAUAAAUAAAGAGAUUUCCAAUGGUGUUGAACAUCUAUAAGCCUUGACUAUGGAGAAGGAAUUUUUUUAAAAAAACACGUUUAACCGAUAGAAGUUAUUUAUGGAAAUUUCUAUACCAGAAAACACGAUACUCCUUCAUUUUAAAUCACUGAUAUCUGUUGGGUUAAACACAGGUUAUUUUCUAUUCACGCCUAACAGAAUAAGAAAAGCAAAGUAGUUAAAUAUUGUUGUAUUGUAAAACUACCACACCUUUUAAAACUCAACUUGAGUUUUAUCUAUUUUAUGUAUCUCGUGAAGAGAAAACACCCAACUUAAAAUGAGCAACAGACAGGAAAUUCCUGUUAGUAUAUUAUUGUACUUUUAGUUAUUUUGGUCAUUCCCUACCAUUCCUUACUCUAUUCAAAUAAGCAUCUAUCCUAGAGUGAGAAAUAAAAUUUUUAAAAGGUUAAUGCUUCAAUAUUGGAUACUGGAGUGUACAUUAAGUAAAAUUCCUUUUGACACUAUUAUAUCAUUUUGUUAUAUGUAAAAACUGAGGACAAUUUAUAUGAAUCACUUUUUCUCAUGUAAAAAAGGUUAUUCAAGUUGUAGUACCCAUAUAACUGACAAUCCUAGCCAACUGGCCUAAUCUGGGGGAUCUGACACUAAGUUUUUGUUAGGGAUUAGAAAUUGUACUAGUCCCUUUAAAGAAGGAGAAGAAAAAAAUUUCCAGUUCAAUGCUGACUAAUUUUUGCUUGUAGUUUUACCGUACAUUUAUAUUUUAAAAAAGAAAACAAAAUCCAGAACAAACCCAAGUUGUCCAGGCAAAUAAACUCAGAUUUUUUUUGUCAUGACAUAUUAUAAUCUUCUAUGUAAGUUUUUUUAAUUAAAGUUAUUUCUAUAUGC